Molecule: messenger RNA, 939 nt
Organism: Humulus lupulus (European hop)
Lineage: Eukaryota; Viridiplantae; Streptophyta; Magnoliopsida; Rosales; Cannabaceae
Product: protein FAR-RED IMPAIRED RESPONSE 1-like
Exons: 1
Coding region: 1-939 (312 amino acids)
Source: RefSeq, a predicted model, not a curated record
AUGGCUUUCCGAGUUAAUCUUGUUAAGACAACUAGCAAGUGGGUCUGCAAGGAGUUUAUUGCUGACCAUUCCCACUGGUUGACUUUCAAAUUGCACAAGCAAUUCCUUCAAUCAAACCGGGUUGUUUCCGAUGGAUAUACUAACCAAGUGAAGUCCUUGAAAGAAACUGGUGUGCGGACGUGUCACAUAAUGUCGUACAUGGCAAAUCAAGUUGGAGGUUACCAUAAAAUAACUUUUACAAUGAAGGACAUGUACAAUCGAAUGCCAGCUGUGUCAACAGUCGACUUUGCUGCAUCAGAUGUCGGUCGAGCGUUGGGGAACUUAGAACAUAAAAUGGAUAUGGACCCUGAUUUCUUUGGAAUUUUUUCAUAUGAUAAUUCAAAUCGACUUUUGAACUUAUUUUGGGCUGAUGGGAAAGCUCGUUUAGAUUACGAGACAUAUGGACACUCAAUUUCCUUUGACUCGACUUAUAAAACAAAUAGCUAUGGUAAACCCUUAUUGAUAUGCGUAGGAGUCAAUAACCACUUCAAAACAUGUCCAUUUGGCUAUGCAAUCCUUGAUAAUGAUUCGACAAGUAGCUAUAUGUGGGCAAUAAAGGCAUUCCUUGAAUGCAUGCAUAGGGUGGCGCCGAAGACUGUGGUCACAGAUGGUGAUCUUGCUAUGGAAACAUCCAUCGAAGCGUUGAUGCUGAAUGAAGUACACCGUCUUUGUUAUUUGCAUUUACACAACAAAGCUAUUUUGAAGGGUAAGGAUUGUACGUUUGCGCAAAGGCUUAGUGACUUAUGUUUCACGUACUAUGAGGAGGAGGUUUUUGACCACAAACUAAAUGAACUAAUAACAGAGCAUGAACUAGAUGGCACCGACUAUGCAGCAAAACUAUGGGCAACAAAACACAAGUGGGGGGAGACUUUCCUUAGGGGAAAUUUUUUUGUGGGAUGA